AUGAAUAUCGAUCUUUGGAAGAUAGCGCUGAAAAACGCAAAAAUCUUAACCAAAUAUCAAGAUGUUUUGUUUGGAUUCGAGCACGGUUUCCAUCAAGGAAUACCUACCCAUAAACUUGGCAAUCUGCGCUGGUUCACCCCAGAUAACCAUCGGUCGGCAAUUUUGGCGGAAAAGAAGAUCAGAGAAUCAAUGGAUAAAGAACUACAACAAAAAAGAAUGUUCGGGCCGUUUGACUGGGAGGAAGUCAGCCGGAAAUUUAGUUUCUUUAGGACAAAUCCUUUAGGAGCGGUUGUCAACGGUGACGGGUCAGUUCGACCGAUAAAUGACUUGUCAUUUCCUCACGGAGAUCCCUCGACACCUUCAGUGAAUUCCUUCGUGAAUAAAGACGAUUUUGAGACCACGUGGGACGAUUUUAAUGAAGUUUCAUCGUUUUUCAGAAGUUGUGAUGGCCCGGUACUCCUUGCGCUAUUCGAUUGGGAAAAGGCGUACCGUCAAAUCCCUACCCAUCCAUCGCAAUGGCCCUACUUGAUGGUAAAAGGUAUGGAUGGGAACCUGUAUUUAGAUACUAGGAUAACCUUUGGUGGCGUGGCAGGCUGCGGCUCUUUUGGAAGGCCGGCAGACGCGUGGAAAGAGAUCAUGUUUGCCGAGUUUGACUUGGUAAAAGUGUUUCGCUGGGUCGAUGACAAUCUUUUCAUCAAAAAGCCUACCUCGACUACGGACAUGAAGGAUAUUGUGAAACGGUCUACCGAUUUAGGAGUUCUGACAAACUUGAAGAAAUGUUCAAUAUUUUCAGAUGAACAGAAAUUAUUAUUCAAUUAG
Messenger RNA from Puccinia graminis f. sp. tritici CRL 75-36-700-3, 819 nucleotides. RefSeq lists its product as uncharacterized. The transcript has a single exon. The coding region runs from base 1 to 819 and encodes 272 amino acids. Lineage: Eukaryota; Fungi; Basidiomycota; Pucciniomycetes; Pucciniales; Pucciniaceae. The record is from RefSeq and is a predicted model, not a curated record.